Auanema sp. JU1783 is the source of this 1506-nucleotide messenger RNA. Lineage: Eukaryota; Metazoa; Nematoda; Chromadorea; Rhabditida; Rhabditidae. The record is from the annotation of a GenBank genome assembly.
AUGGCAUCACCAUCUGGCCAGUUUAACUGUGACGUUUGUGGAAAAUCUUUUGAUGUCAAGAGAUACUUGGUCAAACAUGAGAAGCGUAUGCAUUCUGAUACUUCCAAAAAAAAAGAACCUGUUGUUGACUUAAAAUGUUCGAUGUGCGGAAAGGCUUUUCCCAGGAUAUCUCAUCUACAGCGUCAUCAAGUAACUCACCUUAACAUUCGGGAAUUCAAAUGUCCCUUUUGCAAACUGCAAUUUGUACAAAAAGCUCACCUUAUUAGGCAUGUUAGUCGAUUCCAUGCAACGGAAGAUAUUAAGAGUUUGAAUGAUUUCAUAUCAACUAAGAGAAUCAAAAAAGAAAAAGAGAAAAUGACGCCUAACGAUCAAAGUUUUUCCAUGCCAUCCACUUCCUCGGACACUUCAACAUUCUGCGGAUCCCUACUGGAAUAUUUUCUUUGUUUUCGAUGUGGUCAGCUAUUCGACAACAGAUUUGAUCUAACUCGACAUUUGAAAAUUACGCACAAGCCAUUAGUUUGCCACCAUUGUAAUUUAAUAUUUUACGGAAUCGAGUCGUUGAAGUUACACGAGUUGAAGACCCGAAACUUGUUUUAUAAGUGUCAUUGUGGCUCUUCUUUUAAUAAAAAGGAUACUUUCGACCGUCAUCAGGAUGCCUGCGCUGGCAAAGGAACGUUCAUCUGCAUGGAGUGCGGACAGGUGUUCGUACAAAGGACUCAGUUUGAUCGCCAUUACAAUAAAGAACAUUUCCUCAACAGACAGUGUCAUUUGUGUGAAUGGAAAGCUGUUUCACCUGUUAGCAUGCACAAACAUAUGAAAGACGAACAUGAGAAAGAUUGUUGCGGAUUUUGCGGCAAAUUAGAUCCUGAGCGUAAUCACAUAUUUAUUUACCAUUGGAAAAGAGUGAAAAAGUCGAUUUCACUCAACAAGAAAGUUCGGGUUCCAGUUGUUUCAAAUAAAACCUUACAAAAAGAAACAAAAGUGGAGAGUGAAGAAGACGAAGAUGAAACAGAUGCAUUUUCCUAUGAUUGUGAGGCAGAUGUCGAAACGUCCAUGUUUCACAGCGAAAUCGAUGGAAAUCACUUGGAAGAGACAACAAAAGAAAAGAUUUUCUUGAGUGAAAAUCAAUAUGAAUUCAUUAUGGCAAACAAUCAAAAUGUAUCAAAGAACUCCACGAAUGACAGUCUUCAAGUGGACUUAAAAGAAGAUGAAGGAUUGGAUCAAUUCGCUGACUCGGAGCUAUUUGAGAAAGCGUCGACUAACACCUUGGAGAACGAAAUCAUCCUCAACUUAAUCGUUUCCGUUUCUGAUGGGGCUGAAGAAAUUAAUUUGGGAGAGAAACUUCCAAGCGAAUUGCUAGAAACCUUUCCCGAUUUGAGAUCAGCAGUCAUUCUCUUGAAUAACAGCUUCCCUGACAAAAGAUUUCUCAACCUGAGCAUUCCCAUGCUCCCUCCUAUAUGUGAUACGGAUUUAACAAAAUGGCUUUCAGCACCAAUUCAGGUCUAA